GGUGGAGCCUCAGCCAGUGAAGGCAGUUCUAUACAGAGAUGCUGGGCUGGAGGCUGCAGUAACUGAAGGGCUCAUUGCAGUAUUUUGGUGAUAUUUGUGAAGAUGCAGACAGAUGUUGAGAGGAAAAAGUAUCUACAAGAUAAAAAUCAAACACUCUAGAACCAGCGAGACACUGUUUCUGUUGUCUGUAAGCUGACAUGAGGCGAACAGCGAGUGUCCGGAGCUUUGUUCACUCUGCCCUCUCCGUGUUGAAACAAGAAAAGCCUUUUCACCUGGCUGCCUUUGAAGAGGUACUCAGACUGCCAUGGCCUCUAAAGAUUCACAGAAUCAAAAGCCUGGAAGUCUGCCUGGUUUUUUUCCUGGAGCCACAAACCCAGAUCAACAAUCUCGAACAGCUUCUUCCCAUCCCAGGAAACAAGCAAGGCAGCAGCGGGAUGAACCUCAACCAAGUAGAUUCCUGCCAACAGCCAGUCUCCCCCCUGGUCUAGAAUAUUUAAGCCAGUUGGACUUGAUAAUCAUCCACCAGCAAGUGGAAAUUCUUGGGAUGAUACUCGGUACUGAGACCUCCAACAAAUAUGAGAUCAAAAACAGCUUGGGACAAAGAAUUUACUUUGCAGUGGAGGAAAGCAUCUGUUUUAAUCGUAAUGUGUGUUCCACGCUGAGAGCCUGCACCCUGAGGAUCACAGACAACUCGGGUCGAGAGGUGAUUACAGUGAACAGGCCCCUAAGGUGUAACAGCUGCUGGUGCCCUUGCUACCUACAAGAGCUAGAAAUCCAAACCCCUCCUGGUACAAUAACUGGUUAUGUUACACAAAAGUGGGACCCCUUUCAACCCAAAUUCACAAUCCAAAAUGCAAACAAAGAAGAUAUUUUGAAAAUUGUAGGUCCUUGUGCAACCUGUGGCUGUUUUGGAGAUGUGGACUUUGAGGUGAAAACUGUUGAUGAAAAGCUUACAAUUGGGAAGAUUUCCAAGUACUGGUCUGGAUUUGUCAAUGACGUAUUCACAAAUGCUGACAACUUUGGAAUACAUGUUCCUGUAGACCUCGAUGUGACACUCAAAGCAGCAAUGAUUGGAGCUUGCUUUCUCUUUGAUUUUAUGUUCUUCGAACAUUCACUUGCUGGAUUAUAACAAGCACGAUGACGAAAACAAUGAAAUAUGCAGAACGCAUUUCAAAUAUAUCUCUUGGACAAGUGUAAACUGACACUCUCAAAGGAAAGGGUGGAAAGAUAAGAA
Messenger RNA from Phodopus roborovskii (desert hamster), 1234 nucleotides. RefSeq names its product phospholipid scramblase family member 5 (gene Plscr5). NCBI's taxonomy places the organism in Eukaryota, Metazoa, Chordata, Mammalia, Rodentia, Cricetidae. The transcript is spliced from 9 exons. Gene Ontology annotation, biological process: plasma membrane phospholipid scrambling. Bases 305 to 1129 code for a protein of 274 amino acids. Gene Ontology annotation, cellular component: plasma membrane. The record is from RefSeq and is a predicted model, not a curated record. Gene Ontology annotation, molecular function: phospholipid scramblase activity.